Messenger RNA from Cercopithifilaria johnstoni, 702 nucleotides. The record is from the annotation of a GenBank genome assembly. Lineage: Eukaryota; Metazoa; Nematoda; Chromadorea; Rhabditida; Onchocercidae.
AUGGAUCUUUGUCAUAAAUCGUACAAAAAAGUUAUUCAAAGUGCGGCAUCAAAUACCGAUCGAUUAAAAUUAUGCGAAUGGUGGAGAUUAUUUGUUGAAAAUACAACAUUGGAUGAUUCAUCAAAUGAUGCAUUACUAUGUCAAAUUGAUUGGCGUAGUGAAUGUUUGCAGGAAAGAUUGAAAUUUACACGAUGUGUUAAUGAACGAAUGCAAAUAUCGGAAUUGUUAAUUGUUAGUUUAAUCGAAGGAUAUGAGAUUGCUAUUCAAUGUAUGGCAACAUUUUCAGUGGUUAAAUUAAAACAACGUAUCGAUGGUUUAUGCGCAAUGAUUAGUGAUUAUUUGCGCAAUUUUUGCCAAUUGAAUAAAGUAUCAUUGGUAAUCGAAGAAGGUAUCGAAUUAUUAAGGCUUAUCUAUAAUGAAGCAAAAGAUGAAUUUGAUACAAUCAUACAAAACAAACUUAAAAAUGACGAUGAACAAAAAAGUCUAAUGGCAAUAAUGAACGAAAUCAAUCUUGUCUUACAACAUUGUAGUUGGUGUGAUGUAAGCUUUAUUAAUAAGGAAGAAAUGAAAUCAAAUAAUAUUACAAUUGCAUACGAUAAUUCUAAUGGAGCAAUCGAUCAGAGUAAUAAUAUAUCGACAACGAAUGAAUUAUCAUCAUCCGAUGAUCUCUAUCAUGAUGAUAUCAUUGAAGCACGCUUCUGA